UCCUGGCCCUGUUAAUGUCGGGGUCAGGCCCUGGGAGGAUGGCGCCUUAGAGCCCAGCCUUGCUGGGGUAGGGGCGGGAGGGGUCGGGGUGGGAACCGGCCAUGUCGGAGGUGACCCGGAGUCUGCUGCAGCGCUGGGGCGCCAGUUUUAGGAGAGGCGCCGACUUCGACUCUUGGGGCCAGCUGGUGGAGGCGAUAGACGAGUAUCAGAUAUUGGCAAGACAUCUACAAAAAGAGGCCCAAGCUCAACACAAUAAUUCUGAAUUCACAGAAGAGCAAAAGAAAACCAUAGGCAAAAUUGCAACAUGCUUGGAAUUACGAAGUGCAGCUUUACAGUCCACACAGUCCCAGGAAGAAUUUAAACUGGAGGACCUGAAGAAGCUAGAACCAAUCCUAAAGAAUAUUCUCACCUAUAAUAAAGAAUUUCCAUUUGAUGUUCAGCCUGUCCCAUUAAGAAGAAUUUUAGCACCUGGUGAGGAAGAGCAUUUGGAAUUUGAAGAAGAUGAAGAAGAAGGUGGUGCUGGAGCAGGGUCUCCUGAUUCUUUUCCUGCUAGAGUUCCUGGUACUCUAUUACCAAGGUUGCCAUCGGAACCCGGAAUGACAUUGCUCACUAUCAGGAUUGAGAAAAUUGGUCUGAAAGAUGCUGGACAGUGCAUCGAUCCCUAUAUCACAGUUAGUGUAAAGGAUCUGAAUGGCAUAGAUUUAACUCCUGUGCAAGACACGCCUGUGGCUUCAAGAAAAGAAGAUACAUAUGUUCAUUUUAAUGUGGACAUUGAGCUCCAGAAGCAUAUUGAAAAAUUAACCAAAGGUGCAGCUAUCUUCUUUGAAUUCAAACACUACAAGCCUAAAAAAAGGUUUACCAGCACCAAGUGUUUUGCUUUCAUGGAGAUGGAUGAAAUUAAACCUGGGCCAAUUGUAAUAGAACUAUACAAGAAACCCACUGACUUUAAAAGAAAGAAAUUGCAGUUAUUGACCAAGAAACCACUUUAUCUUCAUCUACAUCAGACUUUGCACAAGGAAUGAAUAACCUGGAACUUGUGUGAAUUUUACCACUCAGUAGAAACAUCAUAGCUCUGUAUAGCAUAUUCACCCAUCAGGAGGCAGGAAGUGAGCCAUACCCAUAGGCCAGUGAGUCCAUUGCAAAACUGUACCGAGAACUAAAGUCCAGCACCUCACUGUCAUAUAAGACUCCUUUGGAUACAGGUUUAUUGUAGAUUUUGAAACAUGUUUUUACUUUUCUAUAACUUGUGCAAUUAAUAGUGUUUUCCAAUUUACCACUGUUACUACCCUGCUUCUUGGAACAGUACUGCUGUGGUAGGUAUGCUCAUCUUCAAACUUAAUACAGCAAUAAGAAUGUGCUAGAGUUUACACAUUUGCUUUCUUUUGCUCCAAUAUGCUCUUUUUGUUUGAAUUAACUUCAAACUUUGAAGUGGGUAGCAUAGUAUCAGAUACAGCUUUGAAGGGAAUUGGACCAGUUAUGGUCUGUCUUAUAGGCUGUUCCUUACAGGUAUCCAAAAUUCACCCUGAUCUGAUAGUUCUGCUUAGAAAUAGUGUGCCUUGGCCAGAUCAGUAUCCCAAAUGGGAGUGUUCCCCAGAUUGUAGCUGUGAUUUUUUUCCAGAUAACCAUAUUGUUUUUCUGAAAGUGAGCAUAUUUUUAGUCAUGUUGAUUAGUUGUUCUUCUGCGUCACAUUGCUAUUCUUUCCAAUAAUGAUUUUUGGGUUAACAUUGAAACCAUGUCAGAAUAAUUGCAAAUUUUUUCAUGGGUUUAUAUGUCUUCUAAAUCAUGUCAUCUAAAAAUAAGUGGGUCAGAUGCUAAUGAGAUACUGCAGAAAUAACUGCUGUUUUUCCAGCAGAUUGUGAAACCUUAAAACUUGCAUACUCAUCUUUAAAGUGAAGAGUAUGCAAAAUCUGGAAAGACAUUCUAUUUUUCUUAACAUAGGUAGAUAGGAUUACCAUUUAUUUCGUAUUUAGAUCUAUUGACAUUCAUCCCUAUGAAAUUUUGCAGGUCAUUAGCCUAUUAUAAUUGGAUUGUUUGCAUUACUUUUGACUUCAUGAUGAGACAUAAAUAAGUUUCAUAGUACAUGAGGUGAAUAUUUGAUACACAGUACAUUAAGAUUUGUGAGGAGCUUUUGUGGGUUAGAUGUACCACUCACAUUUUUUAACAUUCACUCUUUUACAUGAACAAUGCAUGAGGGGAAUGCAGUGUCAAUACUUGGCCUAUUUUUCAACUAGUGUAAAUCCUAGUCAUACCAGUCAAUGUUUGCUUUUUAAAACAAGUAACAGUUGUUUUAGUCCGUGCACUUCAAGAGAUCUAGUCUUUAUUUUCAGUUGUCUAUUAGGUCAAUUCUGUUUACUAAAUGAAUGUUAAUAAAAACUCUAUGAGCCUGAAAGAAUUCUCAA
Sciurus carolinensis (gray squirrel) is the source of this 2399-nucleotide messenger RNA. RefSeq names its product axin interactor, dorsalization associated (gene Aida). The coding region runs from base 102 to 1022 and encodes 306 amino acids. Lineage: Eukaryota; Metazoa; Chordata; Mammalia; Rodentia; Sciuridae. Gene Ontology annotation, biological process: determination of ventral identity. The transcript has 10 exons. Gene Ontology annotation, molecular function: phosphatidylinositol binding. The record is from RefSeq and is a predicted model, not a curated record. Gene Ontology annotation, cellular component: membrane.